Messenger RNA from Racocetra persica, 670 nucleotides. NCBI's taxonomy places the organism in Eukaryota, Fungi, Glomeromycota, Glomeromycetes, Diversisporales, Gigasporaceae. The record is from the annotation of a GenBank genome assembly.
GGAACAUCUACACGACUAACGAACAAACUAUGGACACCCGAAUACUUUAAAACUAAAUACGGUGAAAUACAAUGCGAAUGUGUGGAUUGUAGGUCUGGUUUAACUCACGCAAUGGAUGUACAAAAAUUCUUUGAUGGUUUUGAGGAUAUCAGCGCUCGUUUCAGUUAUAGAGGAAAAUAUCCGUGCUUAAAGCUAAAGGACUGGCCGUCAACGGAUGAUUUUGCUGAUGUAUUUCCUGAUCAUUUUCAAGACUUUAUGAAUGCAUUACCAUUUAAGGAGUAUACUACUCGUCAAGGUGUCUUAAAUUUAGCUACUAGAUUACCGACAGACAUAAAUCGCCCUGAUCUUGGGCCCAAAAUGUAUAAUGCUUACGGUUCUGAAGAUGCUGAUGGCGGAAAUGGUACAACAAAUCUUCAUUUAGAUAUGACAGAUGCUGUUAAUAUGAUGGCUUAUGCACCAAAUGUCGAAAAUAGACUUGAAAACGAACAACUCAAGCCAUCAGCAGCUGUCUGGGACAUUUAUCAUAUUUCAGAUCUACCGCGCAUUCGUAGAUUCUUGCGUAAAAUUGCAAAUGAAAGAGGCUUACUAAUUGAUAGUCCCAUUCACGAUCAAUGUUUUUAUCUGGAUUCAACGUUGCGUAGUCGUCUUUUGCAAGAAGAAGGUGUUAGUG